Messenger RNA from Staurois parvus, 298 nucleotides. Lineage: Eukaryota; Metazoa; Chordata; Amphibia; Anura; Ranidae. The record is from the annotation of a GenBank genome assembly.
GCCCGAUUUUCUGCGGCAUUAAUGUGGCCAAUCGGCCGAUUUUUUACCGAUAAAAAAUCUGCGCAUGAGCAGUGACCUGCAAGAGGAAGACAAAAAGAAGAAAAAGAAGAAGAGGAAGAGGAUGAAGAAGAGGAUGAAGAAGAGGAGAAGAAGAUGGGAUGAAGAAGAGGAUGAGAAGAAGAAGAAGAGGAUGAGGGUGAAGAAGUGAGAAUGAAGAAGAAGAAGAGGAUGAGGAUGAUGAAGAAGAAGAGGAUGAGGAUGAUGAAGAAGAAGAGGAUGAGGAUGAUGAAGAAGAGGA